CUGAAGUAACCGGGAUAAGCGAGCAGGAUAGUGCAGGGACUGCAAGCAUUGCAAGCGCACGGAACCUAUUGAACUAUUUAUCUCAUAAAAGGAAGAGUACAUUCUAUUUGAAUAUUGACAGUUUUCCUUCAAACUUGCAACAAAAAUGACUCAGUUUAACAGGGGACCAGCGUACGGUUUAUCUGCUGAAGUAAAAAGCAAGAUAGCUCAAAAAUAUGACUCCCAGAAGGAGGAGGAGCUGCGUGUUUGGAUUGAGGACGUCACUGGCAUGCCGAUCGGGGGGGAAAGCUUCCAGAAGGGCCUCAAGGACGGGGUUAUCCUCUGCGAUUUAUUUUUUUCCCAGCUGGAGAAUCUUGGGAAUUUCAUCAAAGCCAUUCUGGCCUAUGGGAUGAAGCCUAAUGACAUCUUUGAAGCAAAUGACCUCUUUGAGUCUGGGAACUUGACCCAAGUCCAGACCUCACUGUUGGCCCUGGCAAGUAUGGCGAAGACCAAAGGCAUAAAUCCAAAGACUGACAUUGGAGUGAAAUAUGCAGACAAACAAGAAAGGUGUUUUAAUGAAGAAAAGAUGAAGGCUGGCCAGUGUGUUAUUGGACUGCAGAUGGGAACUAACAAGUGUGCAAGCCAGGCCGGUAUGACUGCAUAUGGGACCAGGAGACACCUUUACGACCCAAAGACACAGACGGACAAACCAUAUGAUCAAACUACCAUCAGCUUACAGAUGGGGACCAACAAAGGGGCAAGCCAGGCUGGAAUGGUUGCUCCAGGAACCAGAAGAGACAUCUUUGACCAGAAGGCGGCGCUGCAGCCAGUGGACUCCAGUACCAUCUCACUACAGAUGGGAACCAACAAAGUGGCCUCACAAAAGGGCAUGAGCGUGUAUGGGCUGGGCCGGCAAGUAUACGACUCCAAAUACUGCUCAGCCCCCACAGAGCCUGUAAUACACACCAACGGAAGCCAGGGAACAGGAACAAACGGAUCAGAGAUCAGUGACAGUGACUACCAAGCAGAGGACCCGGAGGAGUAUGAUGGCAACUAUAAUGAUGAAUACCAAGGGCACUACAAUGACCAAGGCGUAGAUUAUUAGGUGACGUAGUCUGUAGAGAAAAACAGUAUUAACCCAAUGUUUUAACUACCAAGCAAGCCUUUGGUAUGUCUGCUAGUCUUCUUUAUCUUCUGAUGCCUAAAGUUUAAAAAAAAAAAAAAUUGCCUUAUGUACAUUCCUAAAUUCCUCUAACCUCAACUUUGUAUUUUGUGGUCAAUUUAUCUGGUCACCUUUUAGUGCCGUGUGCUGUUAUCAUAAAGCAAUAUAACUUUAAAAAAAAAAAUCUUGUGUCCUAUAUAAAGUAUGGAGUAUUUUUGUGUUCUUUCCCAUCUUACUAUUCACUUUGGCAAUCUCUGCAGUAUCUGUACCACUUUACUUUCUCAAUGUAGUUUAUUUGCAGUCUUAAUUUUCAGCAUGCUCAGUUCUUAAAAAGCACAUUUCAUUAAAAAAAAAAAAAAAACAAAAAAAAAAAAAAACCCAAAACACUACUUAUCACAGUGGAGUAGUCUUAAGGUACUUUUUACCACAUUGGGGUAUGGUAAUAUUUUUGUCCAAAGUUUGAUUCAUGUCAUUGUGGCUUGUGACCUUACUGCAACUCUGAGGGCUAAUGAUGGAGAAGAAGAAAACAAAAAUGAUAAAUUGUGAUUUCCUCUGUCCUUGACGAGUUAGUUUUGAAAUCACUGGAACUGUGUGUUUUCAAAUCAUGAAGAAUGAAUGUUUUAAAGUGUUUUGUUAUAUUCGUUGGAACUGACCGAACUAUUUUUUAUUAUAAAACUUCUGUUUUUAUUGAUUAGUCUUGCAUUGUUGUAUGUGCCAUACUCUACAUGUAGAACCUUUGCCUUUCCUUUAAGUGUAUUUAUUGCCAUGUCUUUCGAUAAACUUUGUGUAUGGUUCAUUUUAUAAAUAAAUGUUAUGUUAUAAA
Molecule: messenger RNA, 1964 nt
Organism: Polyodon spathula (Mississippi paddlefish)
Lineage: Eukaryota; Metazoa; Chordata; Actinopteri; Acipenseriformes; Polyodontidae
Product: calponin-3-like
Exons: 6
Coding region: 146-1084 (312 amino acids)
Biological process (GO): actomyosin structure organization
Molecular function (GO): actin binding
Source: RefSeq, a predicted model, not a curated record